AUGAUCCAAGUUGACGGCAAGCGGUCCGAGAACCCUUGCACCUCAUGCCGUGCCCACCACGGGCCCUGGGAUAAAUGCAUGCUCUUGGACGACUUUCUCGGGUUCCAGUGCUGCGCCAAUUGCCACUGGCGCAGCCAGGAAGAUCGAUGCAAAUCCACAAGCAAUACUCCGCCGCUGAAAAGAAAAGAAAAAAAAAAAAACAUUUCGCCUGCCUACCCGGGUCGUCCUGCUCAACUGUCCCCCAUCCCGUUGCAGGAUUUGACCCCGGUGGAGCGCCGUCAGGCCCGUGUCCAGGCUCGACGCCAGGAGAUGGAGGUGCUGGAUCGCCUGGAGACCGAGUCAGAAUGGCUGACUAAAGGCACGCCGGAGUUGUCUCCGCUGGCCAAGGCCUCGCAGCUGCAAUUUGGACGGCUGGUGGUCUUGUUACGGACCAGGGCGCUGGACCAGCGUCGGCGCCAUUCGACUCGAAGAACAUACAACUUCCAACACGAUUAA
Molecule: messenger RNA, 495 nt
Organism: Penicillium alfredii
Lineage: Eukaryota; Fungi; Ascomycota; Eurotiomycetes; Eurotiales; Aspergillaceae
Product: DUF3716 domain-containing protein
Exons: 2
Coding region: 1-495 (164 amino acids)
Source: RefSeq, a predicted model, not a curated record